This is a messenger RNA of Acanthochromis polyacanthus (spiny chromis), 4447 nucleotides long. Its product is annotated as retinoic acid-induced protein 3. Gene Ontology annotation, cellular component: intracellular membrane-bounded organelle; extracellular exosome; plasma membrane. The coding region runs from base 614 to 1885 and encodes 423 amino acids. NCBI's taxonomy places the organism in Eukaryota, Metazoa, Chordata, Actinopteri, Pomacentridae. Gene Ontology annotation, molecular function: protein kinase activator activity; G protein-coupled receptor activity. The record is from RefSeq and is a predicted model, not a curated record. Gene Ontology annotation, biological process: G protein-coupled receptor signaling pathway. The transcript has 4 exons.
CAGCCGAGUCACUGAUUUCACAUGUUGUUGCUGAGAUUUAACAGUAGCUAAGGAAACAGAUACUCCUCUUCUGUAUCCUGGGAUGAGUCAGUUGGACUCACCUUAACUCCUGCCCUCCCUCAACGACAACGUGUUCCUCACAUGGCAGGACGCCUCAUGCUUAGUCCAGACACUCCGGUUGGGCCACAUCAAGAGUGUUAUCAAGAAAUGCAAAUGCUUAAUGGGAAACGGGGAAUCGUGAAGAGGGAGGUGUGAUCACUUCCAGGUGUUUGAGCCCCACCUAUAUCGUCAGGGAGGGACACAAGCGAGAGCGAGGCAGACAAGAGGGGAAAGAAUGGAAGGAAAGAAUGAGUAGGGUGUUCUGUGUUAACCCGCUGAUAAAAGCCGAAAACAAUCCUCUCCGCCGCUGACUUCUGACCUUCGUAUCUCGUGAUCUUCCAGUUAACUCGACUUGGCAGAGAAAUGGGCACAUCAUCAGGAUAAAGGAGAUAAAAACUUCAGCCAAACUUUAAGAUUGCGGGGUGUAAUUUCGACUCGCCUCCCAAAGGAUUAGAAAAAGGAAUAUAAAGACCUGCCAUAUCAAAGGAGAGCUGAAAACAAGGACUGAAUCGUCAUGUGGAUUACUACAAUGAAUAUGGCCUUUUUAUCCAACAAAUCCCUUUUCCCAGUCCUCCUCUUCUUCUACAUGCCUCUCACCUGCCUGUGCCAGUCAACCAACAGCAGCUCAGCCAACAUCCCGACAACUUCCUCAAACGUGACUACCCUGAAGGGCGUGAAAGGCUGCAGCCGUCACCUGAAUCCCAUCUAUAGGUAUCUGUGUGACCGCCGGGCAGUGUGGGGGAUUGUGCUGGAGACCCUGGCCGCCUCGGGCUUUCUGUUCAGCAUAGGCCUCCUCGUAGGCCUGCUGAUCUGGUCCAUGUGGAUCUGCGUCUCCAAGCGGCACCACCGCAGCAGCAUCGGCAGCAUAGUGGCCUCCAUGUUCUUGUUCCUGCUGGCCACGGCCGGGAUCUUCGCCAUCACCUUCGCCUUCAUCGUCCGCCUCACCCCGCAGACCUGCCCCACCAGGAUCUUCCUCUUCGGCGUGCUCUUCUCGCUGGCCUUCUCCUGCCUGCUGGCCCGCUGCCUGGCUCUGUUGGGCUUCGCGGCUGCUCGGGGCUGGGGGGAGCCCGCCGUGGCUCUGGGGCUCUUCACCGUCCAGGUCAUCAUCAACACCGAGUGGCUGAUCCUGGUGCUGGUGCGGGACAACAAGCCCUGCGCCUACAGCCAGGAGGAAUUCGCCAUGCUGCAGAUCUACGUGCUGUGCCUCCUGGCCAUCGCCUUGAUCCUGUCGCUGCGCCUCAUGUGCCGCUCCUGCUGCACCUACAGCUACAGCUACACGGGGCCCACCAACCAGCAGCGCAGGGUCCAGGCCACGCUGCUCUUCCUCACCCUGCUGCUGUCCGCCGGCAUCUGGGUGGUGUGGAUCACCAUGCUCACCAGGGGAAACCCGGAGCUGGGCCGCCGGCCGAACUGGGACGACCCAGUGAUCGGCAUCGCCUUGGUGGCCAACGGCUGGGUGCUGCUGUUGGGGUAUGGGUUGUCUCAGGUCGCCUUCUUCUGCCAGGGGGAGGCCACGUCUAAAGAUCUUCCUCUGAGCUUCGCAGGCUGGACCAGCCCCAGCGCUGACAUCCCCGGACUGAACAGCCCGAAGGAAGGAAAAGAAAAUGGAAGCUUUGAGAAUGACACAGAGAACAGGAGAGGCAGGAGGACUGAGCAAUCGCUGCGAUCGCCCUACGAGUCCGGCUUCUCCAUGACAGAUAUCGACCCUGACAAAGAUUACAGCAUCCCUCGACCUAAAGCCACCAACUACAGCGAACCCUACGACGAUUAUUACGGACACGAAUAAAAUCCCAUUUUUUUUGUCUGAUGUUUUACACACAAACAUGAAAUCCAACCACUGAAAAUUGCUCUUUUUUUGUGUAAAUGUAAAUAUUUUUUAAUGCUGUAAGACAGGGGUGUCAAACAUGCGGCCCGCAGGUCAAAAGCGGCCCUCCAGAGGGUCCAAUCCGGCCAGCAGGACGACUUUGUAAAGUGUAAAAAUUACAGUGAAGACAUUAACUGCACCGUGUAAGUUUCUAAAACUAGAAAUUUCUAAUAAUCUCUAGAAAAUGGGAAGUUGUUUUGAUCAUAAAGUAAAAUACCAGAUUGCUCAUUGUUCUUUUGUCGUUUAGGUCUCAUUUGUGUAAUAUUUUGUCUUGUUUUUGGGUUUUUUUGUCUUGACUUUUGUCGUUUGCCUCACAUUUUGUCGUUUUGUUUCUCGUCUUUGUCGUUUUGUUUCCUUUUUGUCUCGCUUGUGUUUUAUUUGUUAUUUUGUGUUUUGCUUUAUUCAUUGUUUUGUCGUUUCUUUCAUUUUGUUUCAUGUUUUGUCAUUUUUUUGGUCAUUUCUGUACUUUUUUGCCUCGUUUGUGUCACUUGUCCAUUUUUUUCAUCGCUCCGUAACUUCUUUCUCAAAUUUUUUUUUCUUUUUUUAUUGUUUCAUAUCAUUUGUCUCAUUUUUUGUCAUUUUGUUUCUCGUUUUUUUUGUCUGCAUUUAUUCUCAUUGUUUAACUCCAUGGAAGGGGUGUCAAUAUUUUAUGAGAUUAAUGCAUAUUAAAUAUUUUAUUAUUUAGUGCAUGUUGUUUCUUGCUUUUGUCAUUUUGUCUCAUUUUUGUAAUAUUUUGUCUCGAUUUUGUUGUCAUUUUUGUCCGACUUUUGUUUUUGUCUCACAUUUUUGUCGUGUUGUGUUUCCUUUUUAAUCUCGCUUGUGUUUUUUUCAUUUUUGUCAUUUUGUGUUUUGCUUUAUUCAUUUUUCUGUGUGUCUUUUUUGUCAUUUUGUUUCACACUUUUGUCAUUUUUUGUCUCAUUUGUGUCGCUUGUCCGUUUUUUGUCGCUCUGUAACUUUUUCGGCAACAUUUUUUAUUUUGUUUCGUGUUGUCUCAUUUUUUUGUCACUUUUGUAGUUUUGUGUCUAAUUUUUGUAAAAUUUUGCCUUGUUUUUGUUUUUUUUUGUACUAUAUCUUUCAGUUCCAGAUACCUGUGACUAAAUGUUUUGUGCCUUUUUGUAGAUAAUCCGUGAUCUCUAAGUUGUAAUGUGUAAAUGAUAAACUGAGAAAUAACAUUGUUGAAGUUGAAUGUAUUUUUUCUUAACAAAUUUCCAUUUGUUCAUAAUGCUUUGUGAAAAGAUGGGUCCUUCAAUGGAAAUAUUUUUAGAAUGCGCUUUUUUGCACUAAAACAAAGCAAAAAAUUAGGAGUUGUGGUUAUUUAUAGGUUAUUAUGCUGGGAUUUAACUGGUCAGACCCACAAAUUGUGCUGAAUGUGGCCCCUGAACUAAGAUGAAUUUGACACCCCUGUUAUAAGAGAUGCUGUUUUUCUGAGUCUGCCAGUAGGAUGUAAAAUCCUCAGCCUCAAAAUGAGAAAAAAAAAAAGGAUCAGCAGCAUGACUCAUCAACUGGAGCUUCAUCAUCAAGGCUGGAUGGGUUCAGAGAGUCCAGCUUUCUUCUGGCGGGAAAUCCACAUGAUAAAUGUGAGCUUCUGUCAUGACGUGUGUGUGUGUUGUAUGCGCAUUGUGUGCUGCUCAGAAAUGGUAUAUAAUUGCCCCGAGGUGACAGAGGAGGCGUGAAACUGUCACUCCAAAGGUGCCAAACUGCCGAGCAGAGCCGAGACAUCUGUGAACGACGGAGAGGAGGGACGAGAGGACGGGAAACGAGGGGAGGUGAGAAAGGAGAGAUGAGAUGAGACAGGACAGGAGGAGGAUAGGACGGGGAACCUGUCGCUACUGUGGGAGGGCUGAUGCCAUCACUGAUUAACAUCUUCAUGUUCAGAGUUACGCUAAAGUCGCAGGUUUCUGCUGCGACAAAAACAAGGACGUGCUCUGUGUACAUUGAAAGAUACGAGGACUGCCUCUUUCCAACGGCGCAUACUUUAGUGUUUUCUUUUUGCACAUGCUUGUAGAAUCAAUAAAAAGUUCUUGAGUGAAUGCCCUUUGUUGUCUCUGAGCUCUAUGUUUGUUCCCUGCACAUAUGGACCGCUAAUUAAUCUCUCAAAUGGAGUCAGUGUCACGAAGCUGUAUCACAGUUUAACCACCAGGGGGCAACAUCUGGGUGCAAUAAACUGCUGAGGUGAGAGAGAGGAGUGGAAUCAGAAAAGAAGAUUGAAGUUUUCAUGAAACACACAGCGUUAUAAUACCACACAGUGCAGCUUAGACACAGGAGUAAUUAUAGUCUAUAUAACAGGAGUGUCACACUCAUCUUAGUUCAGAGGCCACAUUCAGUCCAAUUUAAAGUGAUCAGUAAAAUCCCAGCAUAAUAACCGAUAAAUAACCACAACUCUUAAUUUUUCCUUUGUUUUUGAGCAAAAAAGCACAUUCUGAAAAUAUUCCCAUUUAAGGAACUAUCUUUUUACAAAACAUUAUGAUUAAAUUGAAAUUUUUU